AUGACGCCACUUUUCAGUCGCAGAAUACGAGGGAAAGCGCGACUCGCCAUCUGCUCCCUCGUGUGUACGACCCUCGCGUGCUUCGUCGCCGCCUGCUGCGGCCGCGUCGAGGGCGCGGCGGCGGCGCAGGGUGGCGACCGCCUGCCGCGCCUGAUUCUGCUGCAGAACAAUACCUUCGGCGCUAGAUGCCUCGACGGCAGUCCUCCCGGGUACUACUUCCGCCCAGGAGCGCGCGCGGGGGUGCGCAAGUGGGUGGUGCACUUGCGCGGCGGAGCCUGGUGCACCUCUCCGCUCGCAUGCGCCUGGCGGGCCAGGGGCAUGCUCGGAUCUUCGCGCGAAUUGCCGCGCUCCCCCAAGGUGCGCACUCGUUUCCCGCCGCGCUUCAUCUUUCCGCCGCCCGUAGCGCCCUCCCUUCCGCAAAUACCUCCGCCCAAUGGCGUUUCUCCUCUUCCCCGCCACUCCCCCGGCCACCACUCCCCCCAUCCCCCCCCGCUCUCCCCCUUUCCGCAGGACCCGCAGAUCUCCGAGUCCCUGGGCGGGAUCUUGAGCGCGGAUCCGCGGGAGAAUCCCGGGUUCGCGGAGUGGAGCCUGGCGGUGCUGAACUACUGCGACGGCGGGGGCUUCGCGGGGACGGCGGGGCGGAAGCUGGUCACUGGCGUGCCGGAGGGUUGGUACCCGCCCCAGGCGCCUCGUCGUGAUAGUGCCGAUAGUAGCGCUGGCAGCAGGGGCACGAGCAACGGCGGUGCCUUUUUCCCUGGAAGUGUCAGCAAUAACGGAGGAGGCGGCGGCAGCGGAGGCGGCGGAGGAGGCGGAGGAGGCGGAGGAGGCGGAGGAGGCGAGGGAGGCGGGGGAGGCGCCAGUGGUAGCGGGCGGAAGGGUUUUUUCGGGCACCAACGCGCUGGUGGUAACAAUAGCGACACUGCCCACCGCAUCCACAACGGCAGCAUCAGCAGUGUGGAAGGCAUGAGCAGCAGAGGGCGCAGCCUAGAAGCCAGUGGAGGGCGCAGUGGGGCGGCGAGUGUGGGGGGGUAUGGGUCGGGGACGGUGACCAAGGAGGUGUAUCUGGAUGGGUACAAUAUCGUCAGCGCAUUCAUGGCAGACCUGGUGCACAGCAGGGGCAUGGGGGGCGCCACGCACGUGCUGGUGUCGGGGUGCUCUGCGGGCGCACAGGCCGUCAUGGCCGUCUGCGACCGCUUCAAGCUCCUGCUGCCACGUGCCUCCGUCAAAUGCCUCAUGGAUGGCGGCAUGUUCCUUGAUGCACGGGGCAGGAAGGGCAGGCGGCCAAUGAGAUCGCAAGUGCGAAAAGUGGUGGGCUUGCAUGCCAUGCGCCUCAACUCCAACUGCAUCGCAGAUUUUCAGCCGUCCAAGCGGUGGCGGUGUUUUUUCCCGCAGCACGCGCUGUCACGCAUGGCCGCGCCCGUGUUCCUCGUGAACAGCCUCUUUGACCAGAUCGCUCUCUCUCUGGGCGGCCAACUGGACUCUCUCAACCGCACCCACACCUCCUCCUGCAUCUGGGCCAUUCUGAGAGCCCGUAGAGACAUUCAGCGCAUGGUUCUGUCCAAGGGGUCCGUCCGGAGGCAGUUUUGGGCACGGGGAGCGCCGCAAUGGUGUGGGGUGAGGGAGGAGGGUGCGGUGGUGAGUGCGGCGUUUGACACGUUUAAGUAUGUGAGGGAUGUGGUGCAGGCGAGGAGGGGCUUCGGAGCGUUUAUUCUGGCAAAGAGGCCGUGGCAUUGCAUCUCGCCCGUUACCGCUUACGUCAUGGCUGCACCAGAAGCGGAGGCAGCCGCGCCGGCUGCACCGGCGGCGGCGCCGGGGUCCGUGGACACGUCGGCGCAGCUAGCGGCGCUGCGCGCGCUGAUGGCGAAGUACGAGGGCGGCGCGCUUGCGGCUUACAUCGUGCCGUCGGAAGAUGCGCACCAGAGCGAGUACGUGGCGGAGUGCGACCAGCGCCGCACGUUCAUCUCCGGGUUCUCAGGAUCCGCAGGCAUAGCGGUGGUGACGGCGACGGAGGCGCUGCUGUGGACGGACGGGCGCUACUUCCUGCAGGCGGCAACGCAGCUCAGCAGCGACUGGAGCCUCUGCAAGUCCGGCACGCUCGAAAGUUGGAUCGCCACGAACUUGCCGCGGGGGGCGAGAGUGGGAGUGGAUGCGUCAACGCUGUCUAUUGAUGCAGCCCGGCGCAUCACCCACGAGCUUGACAAGGCUGCUCAGCACCUCGUGCUCACCCCCACGAAUCUGGUGGACGAGGUGUGGGGCGCGGUGCGCCCACUGCCCCCCAGCGAGCCAGUGCGCGUGCACCCGGUGAAGUUCUCCGGGCGGGCCGUGGCGGACAAGCUGGCGUGGGCGCGGCGCAAGAUGCACGAGGAGGGCGUGCGCGCGCUCGUGGUAACAGCGCUGGACGAGGCCAUGUGGCUGUUGAAUGUGCGCGGGGCGGAUGUGCCGUUUAACCCUGUUGUGCUGAGCUAUGUGGUGCUGACGCGGGAUGAUGCCACGCUCUAUGUGGACGGCAAGAAGGUCACUGAUGAGGUGGCAGCGCAUCUGAAGAGCGAGGGCGUGCACGUGAAGGAUUACAACACUAUCCUCCCCGGCCUCCAUACUCUUGCUGCUACCCUCGCCGCUGCUGCUGCUGCUGCUGCUGACAAGGAGAAGGCUGGAGGGAAGGAAGGGGAGAAAACGGAGGGGAAUGCAAAGGAGGGAGGGAAGGAGGUGGUAAUGGAGGAAGCGAAGGGGGACGGGAAGGAUGCGAAGGCAGAAGCAGGGAGCAAGAAGGCAGGCGAAGGGAGCAAGAAAGCAGGCAAGGAAGGCGGCAAGGAGGCAGGGAAGGAAAAGCCUGGGUACAGUGUGUGGCUGUCCCCUGCAACGUGCUCGUACGCGGUGUACGAGGCAGUGAGCAAGCACCUGCCCGCACAGCACGUGCUGCUGCAGCAGUCGCCCAUCGCCCUGGAAAAGGCCAUCAAGAACGAGGUGGAGCUGGCGGGGCUGCGUGCGUGCCAUGUGCGCGACGGGGUGGCACUCGUGCGCUUCCUCGCAUGGCUCGACCACCAGAUGAGGGAGCAGCAGGCAGCGCCGGGGUACUUCAAGGAGCGCGUGGAAGCUGCGGGCAGCAAGCGCAAGCGCUCGUGA
This is a messenger RNA of Closterium sp. Naga37s-1, 3123 nucleotides long. The record is from the annotation of a GenBank genome assembly. Lineage: Eukaryota; Viridiplantae; Streptophyta; Zygnematophyceae; Desmidiales; Closteriaceae.